Molecule: messenger RNA, 1734 nt
Organism: Oldenlandia corymbosa var. corymbosa
Lineage: Eukaryota; Viridiplantae; Streptophyta; Magnoliopsida; Gentianales; Rubiaceae
Source: the annotation of a GenBank genome assembly
AUGCCUUCCAUGGGGCCGUGGUCAGACAAACCAGAAAUCCAGAAGGCCUUCAUCCAAUGGUACCACGAGUUGGAACCGGAAUACGCUGAUACUUGGAGGAUAGCUGGGAUUUAUGACCUGUUGAAGUUCUGCAUCAUAGGGCUUGGCGAAAGUAGAGAUCUGGUGGAGGCUGUGCUAGGGUUUUCGAGUGGGAGCAGUAAUGUUUUCUGCUUUCCAUGGGGCCCGAUGACACCGACAUUGCUUGAUGUAUGCGUCAUCACUAGUAUGCCUGCUGUUGCAGAUGUGGCCGUGGAUGGCCAUGUGACUGAUGAUGACGCAGCUGCAGUAGCGGCGGGGCAACCCAGAAGCUAUGGACCUUUCAUCAACGAAAACAAAGGGCACACAAGCCGGUUCCAUCAUAUUCGAUUUCUUGCUAUGUGGUUGAACAUGUAUGUGUUUCCUGGGAAAUCGUUUCAAAUGACUAUGGAAUGGUAUCAUGUUGCUGGUAAGUUAGCAUCUGGAGUACAAAUGAACUUGGCAGAAGCGAUACUUGCUAUGUUGUAUCAUUGUUUGCAUGAAGCCAGGCAUAAUCCUGGUGUUACCCUCUGUGGCCCUGUGUGGUUAUUGCAUUCUUGGUUGUAUAUGUAUUUUCCUAGCUUAAAACCAGAAGGGAGGCUUGGUAGGGAAAAACUCACAAUGUCUCAAUACACCGCGCAUCAGGUGUUGAUGGAUCUGAGAGGUAGGUCAGCAGCAACAAUUCCAUUCAAUUUCUAUUUCGAUGCAACACCUGGAUUUGCAGACUGGUGGUAUGAACUGUCAAUUGGUAUGUACGGUUCUGGAUUCGAGGCAAUCAAAACCUCCUUUGGCAUCAACAAGUUUGCAAAGAACAAGUCAGUUGGUGGUGUUGCAGAAACAGAGAAGAAAGGGAAAAGAAAAAGUGACGCUGCAGCAAAGACCGGUGGUCAAUCAAGCAAGAAGAGCACUGCGACCGCCGCUGUUAGGGCAAAAACAAGUACUGGGAAGGAUGCUCCAACUUCCACCUGUCAAUCCAAGAGGUUGAUUGGGAGGAAGCGGUCUGCUAGCGAAGUCAGUAAUAAGGAGAAUCCCGUAUCCGUGUCUGAGAGUGAAAAGGAAGAAGCAGAAAGCCCAGGCAGCGAGAAAGGUUCUGCUGCAGUAGCUGAAGAUCGAGCUGCACAGAAAAUAGUUUUUGAGAUGGGCGGCGCCAAGAGCAAAAAGGCUGCUUAUGGCCUGCAGGAGAAGAAUAAAUUGUUAUCUGAACAACUGAUUGAACAGGCAGGGCAACUGGAAACAAACAUCAAAGAGGCUAUUGCUGCCGAAUUAAAGGCAAAGGCAGAAUUGGAGAAAGCACAAGCCAGACGCAAACAACUGGAGGCGGAGCUAAGUGGUGUUGUUGCGGACACUGAUGUGGCGCUUGAUGGAUAUGGGCGGAUGACCACCGUUGUGAACCAACUGCUUCCCAAGUUCCAGGAUCCUGAAAAAGUUGUAGAAGGUGCGCAGACCAGCUGGAACUUUCUGAAGAAUACCAUCACCAAGCUACAGCAAGAAGUAGGGACAGCUCCCAACUCUCCAAUGCCCAUGAGUCAAAUGCCUCUAAGUCAUCCUGAAAGCGGUGCAACAGUAGAAGAAAGGCAACCAACUUCAGAAAUGUCACAGGAUGUGCCACCGCCUGAAGAGGAGGCCCUUGAUGUGGCACCAUUAGCUAGCAGGCCUGCAACCCCUCCAGCAGAGAUAUGA